UUUCCUACCGAGCGCCCGUAGAAGUUUGGGAGUCGCCUUGAUGUGCCCCCGCUGUUAUGAACGCGUCCCUCGGAGCUGUGGGAGCGGCAUAUGGUGUUAUUUCUGCUGUGGAUCUUGUGCUGAAUGGGAUGCCUAAAUUCCCUGGAAUACUCGCCGUAAUCAUGUCCACAACUCGGAAAAGGGAUCUGGCGAGUUCAUAUUGAGGUGUAUUGUCAAGACAAGAAUCGGUGACUCCUGUGCUUUUCUGGGUAACAUAAUCCAUGGAUAAAGUCGGAAAGAUGUGGAACCAUUUCAAAUACAGGUGCCAGAAUCUCUUCAGUCACGAGGGUGGAAGCCAAAAUGAAAACAUAGUUGUGAACUCCAGUAGUUGCUCAUCUGCUAAAGAGAAAGCUAUCCAGAUAAGUGAUUUGGCUCACCCACAAACCAGCAGUCCUUUGAGAGAAAACAUUGCUUUGCAAUUAGGUUUAAGUCCUUCAAAGAAUUUGGCAAGGCGGAACCAAAACUGUGUCACAGAAAUUCCUCAGAUUGUUGAAAUAAGCCUUGAGAAAGAAAAUGACUCGUGUGUCACCACAGGAGCUAGACUUGCUCGAAGGGACUCUUACUCUCGGCAUGCUCCUUGGGGUGGGAAGAAGAAGCAUUCCUGCUCUACUAAAACCCAGAGCUCCUUGGACACUGAAAAAAGAUUUGGUAGGACACGAAGUGGUUUGCAGAGGAGGGAGAGAAGGUAUGGGGUGAGCUCUGUGCAUGAUAUGGAUGCAGUGUCAAACAGGACAGUAGGUAGUCGUUCGCUGCGGCAGCGUCUACAGGAUACUGUUGGGCUGUGUUUUCCCAUGAGAACUUACAGCAAACAGUCAAAACCUCUCUUUUCUAACAAAAGAAAGAUCCACCUCUCUGAACUAAUGCUUGAGAAAUGCCCUUUUCCUGCAGGCUCAGAUUUAGCUCAGAAGUGGCAUCUGAUUAAACAACACACAGCACCUGUAAGUCCUCAUUCAACUUUUUUUGACACGUUUGAUCCUUCCUUGGUUUCCACAGAAGAUGAGGAAGACAGACUCAGAGAGAGGCGUAGACUUAGUAUUGAAGAAGGAGUUGAUCCCCCUCCCAAUGCCCAAAUACAUACUUUUGAAGCUACAGCACAGGUUAAUCCAUUGUAUAAACUGGGACCAAAGUUAGCCCCUGGUAUGACCGAGCUGACCGGGGACAAAAACAUAACACCUCCAGGAAACUGUGACUCUGAAGAGGACACAACAACGCUUUGUCUGCAGUCACGCAGGCAGAAGCAGCGUCAAAUGUCUGGAGAGAGCCAGGGUCAUAUCAGCAGGCAGGGAGCUUGGAAAGUGCAUACUCAAAUCGAUUACAUCCAUUGCCUUGUGCCAGACUUACUUCAGAUCACAGGUAACCCAUGUUACUGGGGUGUGAUGGACCGCUAUGAGGCAGAAGCACUUCUGGAGGGUAAACCCGAAGGCACUUUUUUGCUCAGGGAUUCUGCGCAAGAGGACUACCUCUUCUCUGUGAGCUUCCGUCGUUAUAACCGAUCGCUACAUGCACGCAUUGAGCAGUGGAAUCACAACUUUAGUUUUGAUGCCCACGAUCCCUGUGUGUUUCACUCCUCCACUGUUACAGGGCUUCUGGAACACUACAAGGACCCGAGCUCUUGCAUGUUCUUUGAACCGUUGCUUACUGUAUCUCUGAACAGGACUUUCCCCUUUAGUCUGCAGUAUAUCUGCCGGGCAGUAAUCUGCAGGUGCACUACGUAUGAUGGAAUCGAUGACCUUCCUCUACCCUCAAUGUUGCAAGACUUUCUAAAGGAGUAUCACUAUAAACAAAAAGUCAGGGUGCGAUGGCUGGAGCGGGAACCUAUAAAAACAAAGUAAACAGAAAUCAGAAUAAGCUUAUAGAAUACACUUCUUUUUUUGUUUGUUACAGUUUAACUGCAGCGAGCACACCAACGAUGUCUAGCUUUCCUGCAAUAUCCUAUUUAAGCUGAGUGUUAGUAUCCUGUCAGAUGCUGCCUGCUGUUAAUCAAGUUUGUGAUGCCUCUUGGAAACAAUAAGCAGACACAAUUCUGCACGUUUUUCAUUAAGGCCUAAUGAAAAUAUUUUUGCCAAUUUCUAAAUAUUUUGUUUCCCUUUUAUAGCUGUAGUAAUUGGAUGAAGAAACUAUGAGGCAUUUUCUGUGGGGCAUUCACGUAAUGCUAAUAAAGAAAGGCUUUAUUAGAGGAACAUUUUUGCUAAUAUUUGAAGUAUUUUUUUAAAACUAUCUUCUUGAAAACUUUCCACUAUUCAAAGUACUAAUUUAGCUCACAAGCAAGUUUUGAAAUACUAGUGAGUAAGGGUAUUUUUUUUUUUAAUUAAGAGCAGUUCGUUAGAAGCAGUCCAUUAAGAGUUAAUGGUGUUUUGAUGCUAACAGAUGAAUCGUGCUUUUCUCAAUGUAUAAGGUUUCCUAAUCAUUAAGACUUGAAUAUGCCUGCUCAGUACUGUAAUUGUAUUUUAAACACUUAGAGAUUUAAGUGGCAUUGUUAGCAAAAGUAAUACUGUCUUGGACAGUUAAAUACCUUCCAGUGUGAAUUACUGGUUCAGUGGCAGGACAUGUGAUAGUAUUGCCAUAAAACGAAAGGUUGGGGUUUUUUGUUGGUUUUUUUUUUU
Cuculus canorus (common cuckoo) is the source of this 2642-nucleotide messenger RNA. RefSeq names its product suppressor of cytokine signaling 5 (gene SOCS5). Bases 261 to 1871 code for a protein of 536 amino acids. Gene Ontology annotation, cellular component: phosphatidylinositol 3-kinase complex. The transcript has 3 exons. Lineage: Eukaryota; Metazoa; Chordata; Aves; Cuculiformes; Cuculidae. Gene Ontology annotation, biological process: positive regulation of proteasomal ubiquitin-dependent protein catabolic process; cell surface receptor signaling pathway via JAK-STAT; phosphatidylinositol phosphate biosynthetic process. Gene Ontology annotation, molecular function: 1-phosphatidylinositol-3-kinase regulator activity. The record is from RefSeq and is a predicted model, not a curated record.